UCUGGUGGCAGAGGGAGGGGUACGUGUUGAGAGGGUUGUUGUGUGCUGGGGACAGGCAGCGCUGCCAAGGUCGGUGAAAGUCCUACUCAGACCAAGACUUCGGUUCAUCAGAUCCUAAAAAGUACCACCCCAAGUGACAUACAGAGACAAAGAGAAAGCGGAUGAUAUAGACAGCAACCCGAGGGCCUCCACCAGAGAAGGUUUGCUGGAAUGGGUAACCUGCUAAAAGUCCUAACAAGGGAAAUAGAGAACUAUCCACACUUUUUCCUGGACUUUGAAAAUGCACAGCCGACAGAAGGAGAGUGUGAGGUGUGGAACCAGGUGAACACUGUCCUCCGGGACUCUGAAAGCAUCCUGUCUGGCCUACAGGCGUACAAAGGAGCAGGCCAGGAGAUCAGAGAUGCAAUUCAAAACCCUAAUGACUUCAUGCUGCAGGAGCGAGCCUGGGACUCGGUCUGCCCGCUGGUCAUCAAACUCAAAAAGUUCUACAGUUUCUCUCUCAGACUAGAGAAGGCUCUGCAGAGUUUGCUGGAGUCCCUGACAUGUCCGCCAUUCACGCCCACUCAGCACCUGGAGAGGGAGCAGGCGCUGGCCAAACAGUUUGCUGAGAUCCUUCACUUCACUCUGCGCUUUGAUGAGCUGAAGAUGAGAAUUCCUGCCAUCCAGAAUGACUUCAGCUACUACAGAAGAACCAUCAGUCGAAACCGGAUAAACAACAUGAAUUUGGACAUUGAGAGUGAAGUCAACAACGAGAUGGCCAACAGGAUGUCUCUGUUCUACGCCGAAGCUACGCCCAUGCUGAAAACACUCAGCAACGCAACCACAAACUUUGUGACUGAGAACAAGACUCUUCCACUGGAGAACACAACAGACUGUCUCAGCACCAUGGCCAGCGUCUGUAAAGUCAUGCUGGAGACGCCGGAAUAUUCGAGCCGUUUCAGCAGCGAGGACACGGUCUUGUUCUGCAUGAGGGUCAUGGUCGGAGUCAUCAUUCUUUAUGACCAUGUCCACCCCAAUGGUGCCUUCAACAAGUCCUCAAAGAUAGACAUGAAAGGCUGCAUAAAAGUCCUGAAGGACCAGCCGGCAGACAACGUAGAAGGUCUCCUGAAUGCCCUCAAAUUCACCACAAAACACCUGAACGACGAAUCCACUCCAAAGAACAUCCGGACGAUGCUCCAGUAAUGUCUGUUCUUUUUUUUUCUUUUUUUUCUUUUUUUUAUAUAAAUAGAUAUGAAGAGGAUCAAUGCUCUGACCUCAAAUAAGAUGUAUAUGUUUACAUUAUUUAAAAAAGACUUGAUGUUAAUACUUGUGUGUAUUUGCAUAGUCAUUCCCUCAAAGCUAUUGAACCCUGCAGAACAUGUACCUUCUACUUAGCAAAAAAAAAAAAAAAAUCUGAAAGCAUUACAUGAAAUGCCUCUAACAGCUGUCAAAGCACAAAUGAUGGACACCUAUCAGCCUUAUAUCACUGAGCAAGCAACACUUCAUGGCAGCAUAAAAAUGUCCUUUAAAAAAAACUUUUCAGGAUUUUAUUUCACAGUGGAAUUAUUUAGUGUCCAGGUAUUAACCAAAUUCAGCCUGGGUUUGUGAAGCAAAAUAAAUCUUUGUUUAAAUUCUGACACGUUCUCAUUUAUAUUACAAUGAAAAUUCAGCACGUAUUGAAACAAGUGAAGUUGUUUGUGUGUUUUCACUUGAUCUACAAAGAAUACAAUAUAAUGACAGAAUAUGAAAUCAAUCAAUGUUGAGACGGGCAUUUUUGUUGCAGUGAAGGGCUUAAUGUUGAAAGCAGAUAAGGGAUUGAUCGGUUUGAUGUACGUAUUGCUAAAAGCAUUAGGGUGUUUUCUCAUUUUCUAGCCAGCUGUUGUAUGUGUCUCUUUAUUUUCAAACUCCAAGCUCGUGCAACUGUUAAAAAAAUAAAUGAAUAAAACUCCACUGUGAACAUAAAACUUACUUUGCACAUCCAGAAAGAUCCUGCAUGUCAAGGUUUGCUUUAACUUAAGAGGUUUUGCUGAUUGGGAGCGGCGUGAUAAUGAAACAAAAUCAAAUCAACCCACCAAAUGUUUUAUUUAAAUUGUAGCAGUGCUCUGAAUGAUAGUUGUGUGUUUUGCCAUGUUUUUUUUCGUGGCUUUUGUAUUAAACAGAAAAUGCAUUUCUCUAAAAAAAAGGCCAAAAAAUCUUUUAAUUCUGAAUAAAUGAUAUGUACUUCUUAA
Molecule: messenger RNA, 2207 nt
Organism: Micropterus dolomieu (smallmouth bass)
Lineage: Eukaryota; Metazoa; Chordata; Actinopteri; Centrarchiformes; Centrarchidae
Gene: cyria
Product: family with sequence similarity 49 member A
Exons: 12
Coding region: 211-1182 (323 amino acids)
Biological process (GO): regulation of actin filament polymerization
Molecular function (GO): small GTPase binding
Source: RefSeq, a predicted model, not a curated record